GGCGUGUGAGCAAAAUGUACCCAGACCCACCGCCUUUUCCACGGUGGCUACUCGCUUUUUGGUACUGUGCAUCCUUCGUUUCCUUGUAGCAUCUUUAUCAGAUCAAAUAUUUCGAGGUCCAGGCGCACUCUUUUUGCCUAUUGAAGGAUCCCGCGGACGUAUUUCGAUUCCUAGCACUGUACUACAGCGGCAUUGAGUUGCCCUUUGUCGGUGAAAUUGAUGGUCGCGAUUGCAUACUAGCAAUUUGAUCAUAGGGCAUAACGAUAUCUGCCAGAUCUUACUUCCAAUUCUCCAGGUUGAGUCCAUCAUGGGAGGCUUCAUUCAGAAACUCGGAGGCUACCCACGCCUAUUGCUUGCAGGCAAUCCUACAGCACGCGACAUUGGGACAUUAUUACUCGGUAUCAUAAGCUCAAUCGCAGCUGGUGUUCCAUUCCCUAUCAUUGGUAUCUUGUUCGGUCAACUUCUGGAUGAUUUCAACGCGGCGACUUGCGAUCAAGCCACAGAUGCUGGAGACGGUGACCAAGGAAGCAUCAACAGCACGAUUCUGAUUAUCUUCUACCUGGCCAUCGCCCAAUUUGUCUGCAUCUACGUUCAUCUUACUUGCUGGACUCUCAAUGGUGCUCGUCUUGCACAAAGACUCCGCGAGAGCUACCUCCAAAAUUUGCUCAGACAGGAGCCAUCAUUCUUCGACAACCUGCCUCCAGGAGAAGUUGCAUCCAGACUUCAUGGAGAUAUCCAAACUAUUCGUUCCGGAACCGCCGAAAAGGUCGGCAUUUGUCUUUCCAGUGCAUCUUUCUUUGUCACUGCAUAUAUUGUCGCAUUCAUCAAGGACUGGAAACUGGCGGCAGAAUUGCUUUCUCUGAUCCCCGCUUACUUCAUCAUGUCCAUUGUUGGAAGCCACUAUAUCGAGAAAUACUCUGGCAUGGUUUCUGAUUACGCCGCAUCCGCUGCAUCAAUUGCUUCCGAAGCUCUCAACAACAUUAUGGUCGUCCAAGCCUUCGGCGCCAACGCUCGUCUGGAGAAGAAGUUCUCCGAUGCUCUCAGAGCUUCUGAACACGAGGGUAUCAAGAAGGCCACUGCCGUUGGUAUUCAAAGUGGUGUUCUGUACUUCGUUGCCUACGCUGCCAAUGGUCUGGCUUUCUGGCAAGGAAGCAAGCGUAUUGCAGACUCGGUAGAAGGAAAGUCUGGAGGCACCACCGUCGGUGCUACUUUCACUGUCAUUUUCAUCUUGAUCGAGGCUACAUUGCUUCUCAGUCAGGUUGCGCCAUUUGUCCACCUAUUCUCAGCCGCCGUAGGCUCUUUCAACAAGCUUCGCGAAGACAUCGACCGCGAGCCCUUGAUCGACGGACACACCAAGUCAGGCCUCGCACUUCCCCAAGCAGGAGUUGGAUUCGAGUUCAAGGACGUUUCAUUCAAGUACCCUUCAAGACCUGAAAUCACUGUUCUGGACAAGAUCAGUCUCUCCAUUCCUGCCAUUAAGCACACAGCACUGGUCGGUCUAUCCGGUAGUGGCAAGUCCACUAUUGCUGGUCUAGUCAGCAGGCUCUACGACCCUACUGAAGGACAAAUCACUUUCGAUGGACAAGACGUUCGCACACUCAACGCCCGCGACUUGAGAAGUUUUAUGAGUUUGGUGCAGCAAGAACCUUCGCUUCUCGAUCGUUCUCUUCUUGAAAACAUCGCACAUGGUCUUAUCAACUCCAGCGAUCCCGAACAUGCUCAAUUCAAGGAUAUCCUGCUUGGCUCUGACCUUGCAGAAGUAGCUGCGGACAUCCGUACAGGUACCGAUCUGAUGGCUGCUGCAGAGAAGCGCGGUCCCAUUGUCGUCGAAAUUGCUAUCCUCGCCAAGAGAGCUGCCACACUAGCAGAUGCCGACCAAUUCAUCGUUGCACUGCAGCAGGGCUAUGGCACCAUUGUCGGUUCAAGUGGUCGUCUUAUCAGUGGUGGUCAAAAACAGCGUAUUGCUCUUGCUAGAGCUCUCGUUAAGAAUCCUGCCGUACUUAUCCUCGACGAAGCCACUGCCUCCCUCGACUCGAGAAGUGAGCAACGUAUCCAGCGUGCUAUCAACAGUAUCACCAGCGGAAGAACAGUCAUCACUAUUGCCCAUCGUUUGGCUACUAUUACUGCUGCUGAUAACAUCAUUUGUAUGCACAAAGGACAUAUUCUCGAACAAGGCACUCACUCAGAGUUGAUGGCCCUCAGCGGUACUUACGCCAACAUGGUCAAGAUGCAGACUCUUGGAAACAUGUCUGAGACGAAUAACGCACCUGCUGGUACUGACAGCAUCAGUGUUUCCGAUCGUACAUCAUCCGACGACAUCGAGAAGAAGAGCUUGUACGAAGACAACAUCAACGCUGAGAAGGACGAACUAUCAGCGACGGAGACACCCGUAAGAGCAUCCGGGGAGGAAGAAGAGGAAGAGGAAGAACUCCCUGUUCCUCCCAAGUCUCUUUGGGACCUGGCAAAGGGCUAUGGACCUGCAUUGAGGCCACACCUUCUCUACAUCCUCGUCGCUUUCAUUGGUUCUGUCUGUGUCGGCGGUGCUUUCUCAGGUGAAGCCGUCAUCUUCGGUAACACCGUCGGUAGUCUAAACCCUUGCCACAGUCCUAGCAGAAUCCGCAACCGUGGUGACUUCUACGGUCUUAUGUUCUUCAUCCUCGCCAUCAUCGAGUUCUUUGCCAAUCUGGUCAGUUGGACUGGAUUUGGAUGGGUCUCGGAGAAGGUUGUAUACACUGUCAGAGUUCUGUCAUUCAGAUCUUUGUUCGAGCAAGACCUACAGUGGCAUCAGUCCGAGGGUCGCACACCUGCUCUGCUUCUCUCAUACAUUACCAGAGAUGGAAAUGCUUUGGCUGGCUUCAGCGGCUCUGUGGUCGGCACGCUGUUCUCCAUCACUGUUAAUCUAAUCGCCGCCAUUAUCCUCACUCACAUUAUCGCUUGGAGAAUUGCCUUGGUCUGCUUGUCUCUGGUACCACUGCUUCUUGGUGCUGGUCUAAUGGAGCUCCGCAUCCUCGGCAAGUUCGAAGAGAAAUACGAGACGGCAUACACCAAGUCAGUCGACAUCGGUGUGGAAGCCAUCACAUCUAUCAAGACCAUUGCAUCUUUCUCUCUUGAGGACGAGAUUUUGCGAACAUACAGACGCUCUCUCAAGGGUCCUCGCAAAGAUACUCUCAGCGUAACACUGCAAGCCAGUCUUUGCCAGGCCAUAACCUACUUCCUGGGUAACUGCGUCAAUGCCCUUGCCUACUGGUGGGGCUCCAAGCAGAUUCUCAACGGCAACUACACCCAGACUCAAUUCCUGAUUGUUGUCUUCUCUCUUCUUGUCGGUGCAUUGCUGUGGUCGCAAAUGUUUGCACUGGCUCCUGAAAUCUCGGCAGCUCGCAAUGCGAUGGCAAGAAUCCUGAGCUUGAUACAGAUCGGCAAGGACAAGAUGGCCGGUCAUGUUCGCCCUCUUGACAUGUCUUUGGAAGGCAACAAUAUCGAGGCUAUGGCUGAGACCAAGACUUCGCACAUGUCUAACAACAAGGCCUCCAGCGUCCAGAUGCGUGAUGUCCACUUCUCAUACCCAGCUCGACCUGAUGUCAAGGUCAUGAACGGUCUCAACAUUGACAUCAAGCCUGGACAAUUUGCUGCCCUUGUUGGUCCUAGUGGUGCUGGCAAGUCGACUGUCAUCUCUCUUGUUGAGCGUCUCUACGUACCUCAAUCAGGAUCGGUGAUUAUUGACGGCCUUGACGUAACGAAGACUCGCGAUACAUCUUUCCGUGACAGUAUUGCGUUGGUACCUCAAGAGAGUGUGUUGUUCGAGGGAAGUGUCGAAUUCAACAUCGGUCUUGGUGCUCGUCCUGGCCACACUGUUAGCAAGGAGGAGAUUAUCGAGGCUUGCAAGCUUGCCAAUGUUCACGAGGUCAUUGCUGCCUUGCCUGAAGGCUACGAUACACUUUGUGGACCUAACGGCAGUCAGUUCUCUGGCGGCCAGAAGCAGCGUCUGUCCAUCGCACGCGCUUUGGUCAGAAACCCGAAGCUGCUAAUCUUAGAUGAGAGCACCAGUGCUCUUGACGCCGAGAGCGAGCGACUGUUGCAGGAAGGCUUGGACAAGACAAAGGCAAAGGGCAUCACAGUCAUUGCCAUUGCCCAUCGUCUGCACACCAUCAAGAAGGCGAACGUCAUCUUCUUGAUCGAGGCCGGAAGAUGUGUUGACAGUGGCUCCCAUGAAGAGUUGUUGGAGAGAAGUCUAGAUUACCGCGAGUCGGUUAUGCAUCAGACAGUCGCGACUGAUUAGAUAGAUACCCCGAGAUAGAUCUCAAAAAGUUUGUACAUAUUUGUUCCC
This is a messenger RNA of Aureobasidium pullulans EXF-150, 4324 nucleotides long. Its product is annotated as ABC multidrug transporter SidT. Gene Ontology annotation, molecular function: ATP hydrolysis activity; ABC-type transporter activity; ATP binding. Lineage: Eukaryota; Fungi; Ascomycota; Dothideomycetes; Dothideales; Saccotheciaceae. Gene Ontology annotation, cellular component: membrane. Gene Ontology annotation, biological process: transmembrane transport. The transcript has a single exon. The coding region runs from base 308 to 4276 and encodes 1322 amino acids. The record is from RefSeq and is a predicted model, not a curated record.